This is a messenger RNA of Selaginella moellendorffii, 2250 nucleotides long. Its product is annotated as pentatricopeptide repeat-containing protein At4g02750. The record is from RefSeq and is a predicted model, not a curated record. Lineage: Eukaryota; Viridiplantae; Streptophyta; Lycopodiopsida; Selaginellales; Selaginellaceae. Gene Ontology annotation, molecular function: protein binding. Bases 1 to 2250 code for a protein of 749 amino acids. The transcript has a single exon.
AUGGAAAGGAAGCAAUGCAUUGAAGCAAUCCAGUCUUGCAAAUCCCUCCCAGCGCUACGAGAAAUCCACUCGCGAGCAGCAACUGUCUUGCCAAGGAUCAAGGACGAUUACUUCAUCCUCAACAAUCUCAUCGAAAUGUAUGGCAAGUGUGGCAGCGCCACCGAAGCUCGCAAGGUCUUCGAUGGAAUCUACGUCAAGAACUCCUUCUCCUGGACGCUCAUGCUCUCGGCCUACUGCCGCAACGGGCAUCUGGAAGAUGCGAAAACAAUACUUCUCAAGAUGCCAGCCUCCGCUAAAACGCCCGUUUCCAUGACUUCUAUGAUCGCAGCACUUGCAAACUCGGGGAAUCUGGAAGAUGCGCGACGAAUGUUUAAUGCCAUGCCCGAUCAUGAUCUAAUCUCUUGGACUACCAUGCUUGACGCAUAUGCCCAGAACGGGCAUCUUGAAGACGUCAAGCAAUUCUACGCAUCUAUGCCUUGUCGGGACCUUGUCUCCUCUAACGCAAUGCUGUCGGCAUAUACACGCCAUGGGCAUCUCGACGAUGCGAAGGUCCUGUUCGAUUCUAUCGUAGGGCCGAAUCUAGUAGCGUGGAACACGAUGCUGUCUACGUAUGCCCAACAAGGGCAUUUGCGGGAAGCGCGGGAACUGUUUGACGCGAUGCCGUUGAGAGACGCAGUGAGCUGGACGGCCAUGAUUGAUGCGUACGGUCAUCACGGUGAUUUCUGUGAAGCGAGGAGAUUGUUUCGCGAGCUACCGGAAGAUAACCUUGUGUCUUGGAAUGCGAUAAUGUCCGCAUUUGCCAUUAGGGGGCAUUUGCGGGAAGCGCAAGGAUUGUUUGAUUCGAUGCCUCAAAGAGAUCUCAUUAGCUGGGUCGCGCUUGUUUACGGCUAUGCCAUUGCCGCAGAGACAUCGAUUGCGAAAUCAUUGUUCGAUCGAAUGCCGUGUUGGAACUUGGUGGCGAUGAACGCCCUCCUUUCGGGGUUUGCCCAAUUGGGCCAAAUGGAGUCCGCCAAGAAUGCAUUUGAUGAGAUGCCGGGGAGAGAUGUAAUUACCUGGAACAUCAUUCUAGGAGGUUAUGCCCAGAACGGGUAUUUCCAGGAAGCUCGGAUUGUGCUCCAGGCAAUGCCACAGCACGGGAUUGUGUCGAUCAACACAAUGAUCUCGGCAUAUGCCCAGACUGGAGACGUCGCUCGAUCAAAGUCGCUGUUUGAUGAACUCCCGCAGAGGAAUCUCGUUUCCUGGAACGCGGUUCUGGCCGCGUAUGCCCAAUCUGGUAGAGUUUCUGAGGCUGAGAAGACAUUCCAGGCGAUGCCACAGAGAGAUCCUCUCUCGUGGACUGCGAUGAUCACAGCCUAUGCCUUGGCUGGGAAUUGUGAGCGAUCGCAGCAAAUGUUUGAUGAAUGCCCUCACAAGGACACUGUUUGUUACAACGCGCUUCUCUCGGCAUACGCUCAAUGCGAGAGACUCGAAGAAGCAAAACUCGUUUUUGACUCAAUGCCGCACAGAAAUACCGUCUGUUGGAACGCAAUGCUUGCUGCGUAUGCCCAGGUAGGGCAUCUGGACGAGGCGGAGCACAUUUUCGAAAACAUGCCGGUGAGGGAUCUCGUCUCCUACAACACAAUGCUCUCCGCGUAUUCCCAGAACCGGCACGUCGUACAGGCGGUGGCAAUGUUUUAUAGCCUUCCGCUUCGGAACGAGCAUUCCUGGAAUGCAUAUGUCGCAGCAUUUGCACGAGUUGGAGACAUUGAAAGAGCAAAAAGUGCUUUCGAUCAGAUACCAGAGCAGGACCAAAUCUCAUGGAGCGUCUUGCUUGCGGCUCAAGCCCACUUUGGAGACUCAACACUUGCAAUUGCAACUUUUGAUGAGAUGAGAGUAUCAGUCGCACCUGAGGAAGCUUGUUUUGCUCUUGUACUCACCUCUUGCAGCAGGAAGGGCAAGCUUUACAAUGGGCGCUGCUGCUUCACGUCCAUGAGGUAUGAUUUCGGGGUCUCUCCGUCGCGGCCUCACUACUGCUGCAUGAUUGAUCUUCUUGCCCGGUCUGGGCAUUUGGAGGACUGUGAGAAACUCAUUCUUACAAUGCCCUUUGAGCCCCAGGUUCUGGAGUGGAUUGCCUUGCUUAGUGCUUGUUCGUCUCACGGUGACAAUGAAAGAGGAGCUAGGGCCGCAAAGAGCUUGACGCGAUUCCAGCAUGGAGCGGCUUAUGUGCUCCUAGCGAAUGCCAAUAUCCCAAAGCUCACCGGCACUAAAUGA